Solanum pennellii is the source of this 1014-nucleotide messenger RNA. RefSeq names its product DUF21 domain-containing protein At2g14520-like. The transcript has 8 exons. The record is from RefSeq and is a predicted model, not a curated record. The coding region runs from base 1 to 1014 and encodes 337 amino acids. Gene Ontology annotation, cellular component: intracellular membrane-bounded organelle. Lineage: Eukaryota; Viridiplantae; Streptophyta; Magnoliopsida; Solanales; Solanaceae. Gene Ontology annotation, biological process: magnesium ion homeostasis.
AUGAGACACACGUACUUGAAAUGUUGCAAUACAGAGUUCUUCAUCUAUAUUGCAGCAGUUGUGUUUCUAGUCUUGUGUGCUGGUCUCAUGUCUGGCCUCACGUUAGGCCUCAUGUCUAUGAGUGUCAUUGAUCUUGAAGUUCUUGCAAAAUCUGGAACGCCCAAAGACCGUCUCCAUGCUUCAAAGAUCUUGACCAUUGUGAAGCAACAACAUCUAUUGCUAUGUACGCUUCUGAUUAGCAACGCUGCUGCUAUGGAGGCACUUCCUGUUUUUCUAGAUGAAUUAGUACCAGAUUGGGGAGCAAUACUUCUUUCAGUAACAUUGAUACUUCUCUUUGGUGAGAUUAUACCACAAUCUCUCUGUACAAGGUAUGGGUUAGCCAUUGGUGCUACUGUUGCUCCACUUGUUCGAGUUCUUAUUUGGUUUUGGUUUCCAAUAGCCUAUCCAAUAAGUAAGAUCUUAGACUACCUUUUUAUGUCUUUGAGCAGGGUUUUGAUAAAUUUGAUCUUGGAGAAAUCUUUCAUCUUCUUACAUGUGAAGAAUUUGGUGACGAUUAGUCCAAGUGAUAAUGUGCCUGUUAAGAAUUUAACAGUACGGCGUAUCCCAAGAGUUUCUGCAACAAUGCCAUUAUAUGACAUACUAAAUGAAUUCCAGAAAGGUCUCAGCCGCAUGGAUGCUGUUGUGAAAAGGCCAGAUGGCACAAUCGAGAAAGGAAGUGCCAAUCUAUCCACCGGUGUAAGAGAAGUGAGAUUGAACAUUCCCGGAGAAAUGUUUUAUCAAAGGAAAAGUUUGAGGGCCAGACGAUCAUUGAGGAAGUCAAAGAGAUUCAGUUCAAGUAUUUCACGAAGGGAAUUGUCAAAAAGCAGAAGGCGGUUAGAGGAAGUUCACCCUGAGAUCCUGCCAAUUAAGGAAAAAUCACUUUUGGCUCUUUCAUCUGAACAAGUAAUUGGGGUCAUUACCAUGGAAGAUGUCAUUGAGGAGCUUCUAAAAGUCAAGAAAUGUUUCCUCCUGUAA